AGCCCUUGGGGGUCAUGGGGCUGAUGGAGUUUAAGGGGGUUUAAUUACCAUGGCACUGCUUCUGGCAGGGGGUUGGGCUGCUGGGCAGGGAACGUGAACCACAAAUUGCCCGCCUGACCCUGACCUGUCCUGCUGGGUCCGUCUCAGUUUUCAGAUCAGCUGGAGAGUCUGGAGCGUGGGGGGGGGAGCCAGGGCCAGGACCUCCGCCCCGGCUCGGCUUUGCUGCUGCUGAAUCUGGCCCAGUCAGACCAAGAGGAGCUGACCCCAGCCCAGCGCCUGUAACAGCAUCUGUAACCCAAGUGUUGCUGAGAGACACAAUGUGGUCAGCUUCUGGGACUAUUGAGAGUGAAGUGCCGCUGCGGCAGGGGUACUGUAUUGGUUGCAGUGAACACCUGAUGGUUGGAGGGGAGCCAGAAUCUCGUCGUAGCUGCAGGAGACGCACAGUCACCCUCACCGUUGCCCUUGCAGUCGUGUUCUUAGGUCUCAUCAUCGCUGUUGUUGUCCUGGCAGUGUUAUCUGGAUGUUCUUCAGCUGCUCUGGGCCCCACAUGCCUGGACGGCUGGGUCGGGUACCGAGGGAAAUGCUACUAUUUCUCCGAGGCUGAAGGAAAUUGGAAUAACAGCCAGAGACACUGCUCCUCCCUCAGUGCCUCCCUGUCUGCAGUCGACAGUGAGCAGGAAAUAGUUUUCAUGCUGCGCUAUAAAGGCAAACCUGACCACUGGAUCGGCCUCCGGAAGGACAUGGGGCAGCCCUGGAAAUGGGCCAACGGCACCGAAUUCAACAACCUGUUUCCAAUAGGAGGAGGUGGUGACUGUGUGUUUCUGAACGAUCAGGGUGAGGCCAGCAGCUUGCAGUGCACCAGUGAGAGACACUGGAUCUGUACCAAACCCGAUGCCUUUACAAAGGCACAGGAGGCUGCCGCGAAAGAGGACUCAUAAGGAGAGUACUGUAGAAUUAGUCCAGGAAAAGCUGGACUGAUCUCUUUAAAAUAUCACAUCUGAGCAAUUCCGGAAUAUCAGGGAAUGCUCUGCACAUCACUGGGCAGAACACUGUUGAUUCAGAAACCAGAAAAGCCAUUUUUUCCCCCAGUGAAACUGCUCAAAUCCAGCCUUUCCAACCUAUCUCAGCCGGGACCAGGGACUGCUUAAUUGAGGAAAGAGCCACAAGUCUUGAUGCCAGCCUCAGCUUUCACUGCCCUAACAUUCUUCGACAAAAGCUUUUUGCUAUAGAAAAUUAUCUGUAGAACUGUCAGGGAUCCCCCUCCACUCUGAACUCUGGGAUACAGAUAUAGGGACCUGC
Gopherus evgoodei (Goodes thornscrub tortoise) is the source of this 1299-nucleotide messenger RNA. Its product is annotated as C-type lectin domain family 2 member D-like. The record is from RefSeq and is a predicted model, not a curated record. The transcript is spliced from 5 exons. Bases 318 to 938 code for a protein of 206 amino acids. Lineage: Eukaryota; Metazoa; Chordata; Testudines; Testudinidae.